Messenger RNA from Brassica rapa (field mustard), 5190 nucleotides. Its product is annotated as protein tesmin/TSO1-like CXC 6. The record is from RefSeq and is a predicted model, not a curated record. Gene Ontology annotation, cellular component: nucleus. Lineage: Eukaryota; Viridiplantae; Streptophyta; Magnoliopsida; Brassicales; Brassicaceae. Gene Ontology annotation, biological process: regulation of DNA-templated transcription.
GGCUUUGCUUUGAGCUAAGGAAUCUCUAUCAUGGUCAAUUGGUGAUCUCUUUUUAUAAGCUGCUUCUAACAGUAUUUAAAACCUUAGUAUAACUACUGCGUCGCUGGAUCAGAUUGUGUCCAGAUUUCAAUAGAUACGCCACGCGCACAAAUACAUAUUACAUAGAUUUUAUGCCCUUAAUUAUUUUGAUUUCCAACUCUAUUUAUAUUUUAAUUUUCAAUUAGUUACAAUAAUGUGUAAUAAAAUAAUAUAAAUGAUUGGAUUAAAUUAACUUAAUUAUUUGUUUUGCUUUUGGAUGAAUUCCAACACAAAAGACUUCGAUGAUGAUUCGAACGAAUUAUUUCCCUCUCCCUCUCUGUAAUCUAAUUAUUCUGCUCUAAUUGAGAAACCCAAAAUUUAUUAUAAAAAUCGGACUUAUCACAAGAUUAUUUUCAUAUUGACCCAAGUUGAAGGGGUUUAUUAUAAAAUUACGUAUGUUACUUAUUUCCAAUAUUUUUAUAAAUCAAGAUUCGAACAGUACUGUAAUAUUAUGUGAUUUGUGGUAGAUAAAAAUAUGUGCCAAUGUUUGUAUUGUAUUAUAUUCUUCACAACGAGUAUAAGGAAUGAGAUUAUUGUAAAAACAAAAUGGUAUCACUUUUCAUUAAUCUUGUGACUAUCAUUAUAAUCAAGGAGAUAAUAUUAUCAACAUAAUGACGUGCAAUAUAGAGUCAUUGAAACAUAAGACCACCGUAGGUUGAGACUUCAAUUAGUCUUGCAUACCUCUAGUUAUUGCUCUUAUGUUCAUAGAAGGAAAAUGCCAAGAGAUCCUUAUGAAAAUAUAACAAGAUGGAUCAAUUAUGCCUAUUUUAACAUGAAGCAAAUUAUACAUCAGUUAUGCCCUAAAUUAAAUAUCAUGUCAAGAUCCGCAAUCUGACUACUAAAGGCUAACCACAAGUCUUCUUCUUCAACAAUUAUUGAUGCUCUUCAUCAAGAACUAAAACAUUAAGAAAAUUCGCACAAAAGAAAUGAAAUGGUGCUACGAAUGAUGGAUCACCAUUUCUGUGACAUGCAUUUCAACUUGGUAAGGUAAUUUCUUUGGGACAAGCUAGUGAGAAAUGGGCUCUGAGUUGUUUCGAACGAUUGUAAUCACUAUUUAAUUGUUCUCUCCAUGUUCUUUAUUUUUUCUUUGGAUGAGUACUGUAAUGCACAACCCUUAGAAGAUAAAUAUAAAAACCUAUGUAUGCGCAUGCUCAUUUCAUAAGAUAUGUAACAUAUGGUUUUGAAGGACCAUUUAUUCUUUUUUUUGAUAAAAAUAAAACAUGUACGUACAGAUUGAUAUUUAAUAAAUUAAUAUUUUAAAUUUUAUUUUGGAUCAAUUCUCAAUAUAUAGUAUAAUUAGAUAGAAUAGUAAGAUAAUAGUUUUUAGAAUUCUUAUGAUUUUUAUUAAUAUCAUCAAAUUAUAAUUAACGUAUAUGAAGUUUAUAGAAUAAAAAAAAUUUAACCUUUUUCUAAUUUUUAAUAUUUUGGUUUUACUUUUUUUUUGUGCGACAACUAACAGCUAUUCUAUUACUCAAACUUGAAGUGGUCUGGGUAACCAAACCGGAAUAGAACAACCAAUAAAAUAUUGUUCAAGCUUAAGACUUGAGGCUCCUCAGUGCUGUGAUCUUGUACAAUUGGCGGCACGCUCUCAUUUGUAUUAAACCAUGCUUGACAUUCACUCUCUGCAUAACGAACUAACUCCAAUGGAUUUCUGUGUAUCCCCCUAAAGAGCUUGUCAUUAUGAACCUUUCAAAUGUACCAAAUUAUUCAAGGAUAAGGAUUCAUGUCUAAUUCAAGUUCAACAAUGAUGUUUUUCCUCCAAAAGAGAUAGUCCAUAUUAGCAUAAAUACUCGGUACCGUGAAGAUACCUGGACUUGUUGGGAUCGAUGAUAGGGACCAAACUUGUAGAGCAGGCGGACACUCGAAUAUGACAUGAGUUACAGAUUCUUCUGGUUCUCCACAUCGUGGACAAUAAUUAUCGCACCUCAUAUUACGCCAUACUAAGUUCCUCGUUACAGCGACAUGACAUGUUAUCAAUUACCAUAUAAGAUGACAUAUUUUUUUAGGCGUUUUUACCUUCCAAGCAAAGGAUUGGAGCUUGGUAAUACUUGGUUCUAGUACCUCCCUUUCUUUCUUAGAUUUUAAUAAGUUCUGAGUUACCCAAUAUCCAGAUUUAACUGUGUACUGGCCAUUCUUAGUAUAGGACCAACAGAAUGUAUCACGACGAUGAGUUGAGCUUAUGGCCAAACUCCUUAUAAGUGGUAUAUCUGCAGAGCUAACAUAAUCUUCCAAUAGACCAACAUUCCAUUCCUUUGUCACCUAAUCAAUAAGGUCACUAACUCUCAUAUUUUAAUGGGACUAUCUUUUAAAAAAAAUAUAUUUUAUAUUUGCAUUUAUACAGUCAUAUAUAAAAGUGUUAAAUGUAAAAUACAUUUUGAAAAAUAUAAGAAAAAAAAAAUAUUUUGUAGAGAUCAUGAUAAAUUUUAAAUAAAUUUGAUGUUACUGAAUGAAUUUAAUAGUAAAACUAAAAUAUAUAAAACAUUUUAUGUCAUUAUAAUAAGAAAUUCAGACUAAAUUUUUGUUAAAAGAAAACAUUUUAUAAUUAUAAAAAAAAAUAUUUUGAAUAGAUUUUCAAAAUGUCAUGACCUUUUGUAGUAGAAAUUUAAGGCUUUUAUUUGAUCUGUGUAGAGAUUUGUCUGUAUUUGUAAUGACAGAAAUUACGUGGGAGUUUUUGUGAAUAAGCAAAACAAUUGGACCAAAGGCGUUAUUCUUAAGCAUUGCUACUCACGAGUGAAUGUUAACGUGUCAGUGUAUGAGUGGUUCAUAACACCUAUGCUAUGUUUUUAUUGUUCUUUCUUUUAAAAUAAAAAAAAAUGAUUAUAUUUGGGCGGCGAUCGGACGGUGAAGAGGCAACUAGACUUCAAAACUUAGGAAUAGUAAACGUUGGAUGAGAGUAUCUAAUAAGAACCGUAGGAUGAGAUUGUAUCGUAAAUCUAUCCGUCAAAUAUAAUCCCGAAAUUGAAAUUUGAAAAGAUGUAUUAGAGAGAGGGACGACGAGAGAAGAAGCUCUUUCUCUCUCAAAGAAGAAGAAGAAACCCAAAGUCUCUGUCUUUUCUUCAAAUCUCUCUUCUUCUUCUUCUUCUUCAUUCUGGUGUUCAAAUCCCUAAUUUUCUCGAUCUCUUUACAAGCGGAUCAAAUUUCGAAUUUCAAAAUUGCCGUUUUGAGUUUCAGUGUAUACGCCGAUUCGGGUCGAGGGUUUUCUAGUGCGGAAGUGAUUAAUCCGCCAUCGGAUCUUGAAUCCUCCGAGCUGAUCCGUUGCGUUGAUUAUAAUAAGCUCUGAGCUUUAAAAUUUUUCUGGGUUUCUGCGGAUACUGAGAAAUUUGAAAAUCCUUCAGAUGGGAGAAGGAGACGAUUUCCCGCCUAAAACGGAGGGUUCAGAGGAGUUUGAUGCCCCGACGAAGAAGACGGCGAGGCAACUCGACUUCGCUGGUGGGCAUUCACAGGCUAAUCAAGCUCCUGCCACGGUGGCGGCGGCGGCGGUUCCACCUUUACAAUCUCCUCAAGUCCCAAUCAGGCUUCCGAAGCCAGAAUCUCCGAAACCUAAGCCAAGGCCUGUUGUGGUGGAAGCUGGAGAUGGAACUCCUAUGAAGAAGAAACACUGUAACUGUAAACACUCUCGCUGCUUGAAGCUGUAUUGUGAAUGCUUUGCAUCCGGCACUUACUGUGAUGGUUGCAACUGUUUGAACUGUUUCAACAACGUCGACAAUGAACCCGCUAGACGAGAAGCCAUUGAAUCAACUCUCGAACGCAAUCCUAAUGCCUUCAGGCCUAAAAUCGCUAGCAGUCCACACGACCCACGAGAUAACAGGGAGGUGGUUGGUGGAGUUGUGAUGUUAGGGAAGCACCACAAAGGCUGUCACUGCAAGAAAUCCGGAUGUCUCAAGAAGUACUGUGAGUGCUUUCAGGCAAACAUUCUUUGUUCUGACAAUUGCAGAUGCUUGGGGUGCAAAAACUUCGAAGGAAGUGAAGACAGGCUAGCUCUCUUUCACGGUGAGCAUUCACAUGGUGCGGCUUAUCUCCAACACGCAAAUGCUGCCAUAACUGGAGCUGUAGGUUCCUCGGGGUUUGCAUCUUCUCCUGCUCCUAAGCGAAGGAAAUCUCAAGACAUUUUCUUCAACCAAGCAGCCAAAGAUUCAUCUAUUAAUAGGCUUGGCCAGGGAAGUAGCGGGAAAACAACAUCUUCAAAACCUGUUGCUCGUCAUGGAGGCCCAUCCAAAGUUGUAUAUAGGUCUCUCUUGGCAGAUAUAAUUCAACCACAGGAUGUGAAAGCACUUUGUUCUGUUCUGGUUGCUGUAUCUGAGGAAGCAGCCAAGACAUCAACAGUGAAACGGUUGGAAGAUCAGACAGAAACUUCAUUAGCUUCUUCUGCGCAAGACAAUAACAAUGGUACAGAGAUUGAAAAAGCUGCGAGUGGAAAUGAAGCUGGUGCAGAUGAGUCCAAUUCGGAUGGCUCAAAAGGAAAGUCACUGUCUCCAGAAACCUUGGCGUUGAUGUGUGAUGAACAGGACACUAUGUUAAUGGUUGCAGCUUCAUCUAAUUAUUCGGUGGAGCCACCAAACGGGCAAGACCAAGGUUAUGCAGAGAAGGAGAAAAUAGUAUUAACCAAGUUCCGUGACUGCCUUAACCGAAUCAUCUCAUACGCAGAACUAAAAGAAUCAAAGUGUUCUUUGUCAAGGAUGGAUACAGAGUCACCUGUACACGCGGCUGUGAAAACCGAGCCGGUGGUUCAACAAGGAGAAGUGGCGAACGGAGUUUCACAAACCACAAUACAACAACCUUCCCAGCUAACUUCUUCAUACACACAAACUCAACAGCCUCAAGCUCCAUCUGAGAAGAAAGAUCUAUGAAUCGAGACAUUUUACUCCUAACAUUACUUUACAGAGAGCAACAAUGGCAGCUGAAUCCGAUUUUCCAUGCUUAAUUUAUGAGGUAACAGCCACCAAUAAUGGCAGAUGAUUACAAUAAAUGUUCACGAAGGUUGUGUUAUUAGACUUUAUUUUCUUAGUUCUUCCAUUAAAAUUCUUGGUUUUGAUUUAUAAAUGUUUUUUUACGACUUGUUGACAUUAUCUGUGUACAUUGCUGUUACUUAGUCCACUCGAUUUUUUUUACAUA